This is a messenger RNA of Rhododendron vialii, 5786 nucleotides long. Its product is annotated as DNA-directed RNA polymerase II subunit RPB1-like. The transcript has 14 exons. Gene Ontology annotation, molecular function: DNA binding. Lineage: Eukaryota; Viridiplantae; Streptophyta; Magnoliopsida; Ericales; Ericaceae. The coding region runs from base 187 to 5709 and encodes 1840 amino acids. Gene Ontology annotation, biological process: transcription by RNA polymerase II. Gene Ontology annotation, cellular component: RNA polymerase II, core complex. The record is from RefSeq and is a predicted model, not a curated record.
AGAGAGAGAGAAGACCCAUAAUCUUCUGAAAACACAUAAACCAACUGUAAAUUGAAACAAAGAAAAUCUAAAACGGUACAAACAGGAAUCAAUUUUACCGGUAAAAAAACUCAAGGAUUUGGAAUUUUGGGGAAAACGGUUCAGGAAUUGAAACCCUAGCUUGGUGGAUACAGACCAAGUUUCUCCAUGGACGACCGGUUCCCGUACUCUCCGGCGGAGGUCGAGAAAGUCUCCGCCGUCCAGUUCGGCAUCCUCAGCCCCGACGAAAUCAGGCAAAUGUCGGUGGCGGAAAUACAUCACGGCGAGACCAUGGAGAAGGGCAGGCCGAAGGUAGGCGGCCUGAGCGAUCCUCGGCUCGGCACUAUUGAUAGGAGGAUGAAGUGCGAGACUUGCACGGGGAGCAUGGCUGAAUGCCCUGGGCAUUUUGGCCACCUUGAGCUCGCUAUACCAAUGUUCCAUAUUGGGUUUAUGAAGACUGUGCUGAGUAUCAUGCGCUGUGUUUGCUUCAAUUGUUCCAAAUUACUAGCCGAAGAGGAGGACCACAACUUCAAGCAAGCAUUGAGAAUAAGAAACCCAAAACAUAGGCUUAAGAAAAUUUUGGAUGCUUGCAAGAACAAAGCAAAAUGUGAAGGUGGUGAUGAAAUUGAGGUCCAAAAUCUAGAUUCCGAAGAGCCAAUUAGUAAGAGUCCUGGUGGUUGUGGUGCUCAGCAACCCAAGAUCACCAUUCAAGGCAUGAAUAUGAUUGCAGAAUACAAAGCUCGGACAAAGAAAAACUUUGAACGAGAACAGCUUGCUGAACCAGUAGAACGGAAACAAAUACUUUCUGCAAAAACUGUUUUAGAAGUUCUGAGCAGAAUAAGCGAUGAAGACUCUGAAUUGUUAGGCUUGAACCCCUUAUACGUUCGUCCAGAUUGGAUGAUUCUUCAAGUUCUUCCAAUACCUCCACCUCCUGUGAGGCCAUCAGUCGUGAUGGAUGGCUCAUCCAGGAGUGAGGAUGAUUUAACUCAUCAACUAGCUAUGAUUAUCAGACACAAUGAGAAUCUAAGGCGACAGGUUAAGAACGGAGCUCCUGACCACAUCAUCGCAGAGUUUGCUCAACUGUUACAGUUUCACAUAGCUGCAUAUUUCGAUAAUGAAUUGCCAGGGCAGCCAAGGCAGGCUACACAGCAAUCGGGUAGGCCUAUCAAAUCGAUAUGCAGUAGACUUAAGUCUAAGGAAGGGCGGAUCAGAGGUAACUUGAUGGGGAAACGGGUUGAUUUUUCUGCCCGGACGGUGAUCACACCAGAUCCAAAUAUUAACAUUGAUGAACUGGGAGUGCCAUGGAGUAUUGCCUUGAAUCUCACAUAUCCAGAAACUGUGACCCCUUAUAACAUCAAAAGGUUGAAGGAGCUUGUUGGAUAUGGACCUUAUCCUCCACCAGGCAAAACUGGUGCGAAAUAUAUUAUCAGGGAUGAUGGACAAAGGCUUGAUCUUCGUUUCCUGAAGAAAAAUAGCGAUCACCAUCUUGAACUUGGGUACAAGGUUGAGCGACACUUAAAUGAUGGAGAUUAUGUACUGUUCAACCGACAGCCUAGCCUUCAUAAAAUGUCUAUCAUGGGCCAUAAGAUCAAGAUUAUGCCACACUCAACUUUCCGUCUGAAUUUAUCUGUUACUACACCAUACAAUGCUGACUUUGACGGGGAUGAAAUGAACAUGCAUGUACCCCAGUCACUUGAGACUAGAGCUGAAGCGUUGGAGCUUAUGAUGGUGCCUAAAUGCAUUGUGUCACCGCAGUCCAAUCGCCCUGUAAUUGGAAUUGUCCAGGAUACUCUAUUAGGAUGCCGCAAGAUCACUAAAAGGGAUACCUUCAUAGAGAAGGAUGUUUUUAUGAAUAUUUUGAUGUGGUGGGAGGACUUUGACUGGAAAAUACCUGCUCCGGCAAUUUUGAAACCCAGGCCGCUUUGGACAGGAAAACAACUUUUUAGCCUUAUCAUACCAAAACAGAUAAAUCUUCUAAGAUAUUCGGCCUGGCAUGAGGAAACUGAAAAAGAACAUAUAACUCCUGGAGAUACUCGAGUUCUAAUAGAGAAAGGAGAACUACUUUCUGGCACCCUAUGCAAGAAGACACUUGGGCCGUCUGGUGGUAGUCUUAUUCACGUAAUUUGGGAAGAGGUUGGUCCAGAUGCAGCUCGCAAAUUUUUGGGACAUACACAGUGGCUUGUUAAUUACUGGCUUUUACAGGAAGGUUUUAGCAUCGGGAUUGGAGAUACAAUUGCUGAUUCUGCCACCAUGAAAACAAUCAGUGGGACUAUAUCUCAAGCAAAAACUCAAGUGAGAGAACUUAUCAGACUUGCCCUAGAAAAGAAGUUGGAGGCAGAACCUGGACGGACCAUGAUGGAAUCGUUUGAAAACAAAGUCAACGAGGCAUUGAAUGCGGCUCGUGAUGCUGCUGGGAGUAGUGCCCAGAAGAGCUUAUCAGAGAACAACAAUCUUAAGGCAAUGGUUACCGCAGGAUCUAAAGGAAGUUUCAUCAAUAUAUCACAGAUGAUUGCUUGUGUGGGGCAGCAGAAUGUUGAAGGUAAGCGAAUCCCUUUUGGGUUCAGAGAUCGGACUCUGCCGCAUUUUACCGUAGAUGAUUACGGUCCAGAAAGCCGUGGGUUUGUGGAGAAUUCAUAUCUACGAGGGUUGACUGCACAAGAGUUCUUCUUUCAUGCUAUGGGUGGCAGAGAAGGUAUUAUAGACACUGCUGUGAAAACUUCUGAAACUGGGUACAUUCAAAGGCGAUUGGUGAAGGCUAUGGAGGAUAUUAUGGUCAAAUAUGAUGGAACAGUGAGGAACUCUUUGGGGGAUGUGAUUCAGUUUCUCUACGGGGAAGAUGGUAUGGAUGCAGUGUGGGUAGAGAAACAGCAGCUGGAUACUCUGAGAAUGAAGAAAUCAGAUUUUGAUGCUACUUUUCGAUAUGAGUUUGAUGAUGAAAACUGGAAGCCAAAUUACAUUGCAUCUGAAUACAACGAAGAUUUGAAAACGAUACCAGAGAUUUAUAAUGUGUUUGAUGCUGAAGUUCAGAAACUUGAAGACGAUAGAUACCAACUUGCGACGGAGAUUGCAACCACGGGUGAUAGCUCUUGGGCACUUCCAGUUAAUAUCAAGAGAUUGAUAUGGAACGCACAGAAGACCUUUAAAAUUAACCCACUGGAGUGUUCUGAUAUGCAUCCGAUGGAGAUUGUGGAAGCUGUUGACAAGCUUCAGGAGAGACUUAAGGUUGUUCCUGGUGAUGAUUUGAUUAGUAUUGAAGCCCAGAGGAAUGCAACUCUCUUUCUCAACAUCUUGCUUCGUAGCACAUUGGCCAGUAAAAGGGUGUUGAAGGAAUACAGGCUUACUCGGGAAGCAUUUGAGUGGGUUAUUGGUGAAAUAGAGGCUCGCUUCUUACAGUCAAUAGUAGCACCUGGAGAAAUGAUAGGUUGUGUUGCGGCACAGUCCAUCGGUCAGCCGGCUACUCAGAUGACUCUUAAUACAUUCCACUAUGCUGGUGUUAGUGCCAAGAAUGUUACUCUUGGUGUUCCAAGGUUGAGAGAGAUCAUUAAUGUAGCUAAGAAUAUCAAAACGCCAUCUCUCUCUGUGUACCUGAAGCCUGAAGUGAAUAAAUCGAGGGAAAAGGCAAAGAAUAUCCAAUGUGCACUGGAAUACACUAAUCUGCGGAGUGUCACACAAGCUACAGAAGUAUGGUAUGAUCCGGACCCCAAGAGCACUGUCAUUGAAGAGGAUGUUGACUUUGUUAAGUCCUACUAUGAAAUGCCUGAUGAAGAGAUUGAUCCGGAGAAGAUUUCACCAUGGAUGCUUCGCAUAGAGUUGAAUCGUGAGAUGAUGGUGGACAAGAAGCUGAGUUUGGCUGAUAUCGCGGAGAAGAUCAAUCUUGAGUUUGGUGACGAUCUGACAUGCAUAUUCAAUGAUGACAAUGCUGAAAAGCUAAUCCUUCGUAUUCGUAUCAUGAAUGAUGAAGCUCCAAAAGAAGAUUUGCAUGACAAAUCUGCUGAGGAUGAUGUUUUCCUGAAAAAGAUAGAGAGUAAUAUGUUGACGGAAAUGGCUCUUCGAGGUAUACCAAAUAUCAAUAAAGUUUUCAUGAAGGAAGUUACAGAGAGCAAGUUUGAUGAUAAAGAAGGGUUCGAGGCAAAAAAGGAGUGGAUGCUGGAUACAGAAGGUGUCAAUCUUUUAGCAGUUAUGGGUCACGCAGAUGUUGAUGCAACAAGGACAAGAAGCAAUCACUUGACCGAAACUAUAGAAGUUCUUGGAAUCGAGGCAGUUCGUCGAUCCUUGCUAGACGAGUUGAGGGUUGUUAUAUCUUUCGAUGGGGCCUACGUGAAUUACAGACAUCUGGCGAUCUUGUGUGACACCAUGACCUAUCGUGGUUAUUUGAUGGCUAUAACUCGUCAUGGGAUUAAUCGGAACGAUACUGGCCCCCUGAUGAGGUGUUCAUUUGAAGAAACUGUGGACAUCCUUCUUGAUGCUGCAGUACAUGCUGAAACUGACUGCUUAAAGGGUGUUACUGAAAAUAUUAUGCUGGGUCAACUUGCACCCAUUGGAACUGGAGGCUUUGCUUUGUACCUUAAUGAUGAGAUGUUAAAACAAGUUGUUGAGCUCCAGCUACCCAGUCAUAUGGAAUCUGGAAUGGACUUUGGGAUGACUCCUUCCCUUUUGCCGUUUAUUGGAACCCCUAAUAUCGACGGACUGAGGUCUCCAAGUUAUUUACUAAGUCCAGAGAGGGAUGCCCAGUUUUCUCCAUAUGUUGGUGGAAUGGCCUUUUCUCCCAUAUCAUCUCUCGGCUACAGCCCGUUACCUCCUCCAUAUAGUCCUACAUCUCCUGUGUAUAUUCCUACAUCUCCUGUGUAUAGCGCCACUUCUAGAUACGAAAGCGCCUCUUCCGCAAUUUACAGUCCUGCUUCCCCAACUUACAAACCUAGUUCUCUUGGGUACAGUCCUGCAUAUUCUUCGGAUAGUACAUCUUAUUCUCCCACCUCUCCCAUCUAUACCCCUACCUCUCUUAGUUAUUAUAGCCCAACUUCUCCUUGGUACAGUCCUUCAUCUCCUAACUACAGUUCAACGUCACCAAACUAUAGCCCAGCCUCACCAUCAUAUAACCCAACCCCUCCAGGAUACAUUCCAACAUCACUUGCAUACAGCCCUACUUCGCCCGCCUAUAACCCUAGCUCUCCUUAUACCCUAACUUUUUCACCUUCGUACAGCCCAACCUCUCCUUCCUACAUUCCAACUUCUCCAUCAUACAGUCCGACGUCACCUGCAUAUACCCCCACCUCUCCUGGUUAUAGCCCAACUUCCCCGAGCUACAGUCCUACGUCUCCAAGUUGCAAUCCCUCGGCAGCAUAUAGCCCUUCUCCUGAAUACUCACCAACCAGUCCAAAGCUGUCUGUUUACAGCCCUUCAUCUCCAAACUACAGCCCAACAUCACCAUCAUAUUCACUAACAUCACCAUCAUAUUCACCGACUUCCCCAUCAUAUUCUCCCUCAAGCCCAACAAGUUCCAGCAGCCUUCAUAGCUCGGAAUCUGCGGAUGCAAGUCCUGACUAUAGUCCUAGUUCUCUGCAGUACAGUCCAAUUGUGGGGUACUCACCAAGUGCACCCGGGUACUCGCCGGCAUCUACCAGCCAAUAUACUCUAGAUAUGUGUGACCAGGAAAAGAAGAACAACAAGGAAGAUGGGCGCACUGACAUGUAACUGGGAGAUGAAGACAAAAUUAAGUCUAAAUUCACCAAACUUGUUGAUUUAAAUGGGCGAAAGCUGUAAAUGUAAUU